GUCGCAUCUCGGGGUAGACAACCUGUAUUAUAUAGCGGAGGUUAUUUAGAUAAUCCACCUGUUGGAACCUAAUAAAUAGAGGAAAACUGCAGCACUUCAACAUGUAUUCAAACAAACUCGAAGGACCACGGAGGGGCAGGUCUUUUGACUCCAUGAAUAUUGGCUUUGAGGAAAAACUACUAAACAAUGAGAUAAACAAAUCAACUUUCACAAAAAUCGAGGAGAACACUGAAAAGAAAAAUACAUCAGAGAAAGAACGAGCGACAAUAAUCUUCUCCCUGAAGAAUGAAGUAGGUGGACUUGUAAAGGCGCUCAAACUCUUCCAAGAAAACCAUGUCAACCUUGUACACAUAGAGUCUAGAAAAUCCAAAAGACGCAACUCUGAGUUUGAAAUAUUUGUGGACUGCGACAGCAACCAUGAAAAACUGAAUGAAAUCAUCCAGCUGCUGCGGAAGCAUGUGAACGUGGUGGAUAUGGAGCCUCCAGAUAACUCCUGUCUACUUGAGGAAGAAAUGUAUAACGUACCAUGGUUCCCAAAGAAAAUUUCAGACUUGGACAAGUGUGCUAACAGAGUCCUGAUGUAUGGCUCUGAGUUGGAUGCUGACCAUCCGCAGGGUUUCAAGGACAACGUGUACCGAAAGAGGAGAAAGUACUUUGCUGAUCUUGCCAUGGCCUAUAAACAUGGGGAUCCCAUCCCCCGUAUAGAAUUCACAGAGGAGGAAGUGAAGACAUGGGGUGUGGUGUACAGGGAGCUUAACAAGUUGUACCCGUCCCACGCCUGCCGAGAAUACUUGAAGAAUUUGCCACUUCUGUCCAAAUACUGUGAAUGUCGGGAGGACAACAUCCCUCAGUUGGAGGACGUCUCACGCUUUCUCAAGGAACGUACUGGAUUCACCAUCAGGCCUGUGGCAGGUUAUCUGUCUCCCCGGGACUUCCUUGCUGGUUUAGCCUUCCGUGUUUUCCACUGUACCCAGUAUGUGCGGCACAGCUCUGACCCCUUAUACACCCCAGAGCCGGACACAUGCCAUGAGCUGCUGGGUCAUGUCCCACUGUUAGCAGAGCCCAGCUUUGCUCAGUUUUCUCAGGAGAUCGGUCUUGCUUCACUUGGGGCGUCAGAUGAUUCAGUUCAGAAAUUGGCCACAUGUUACUUCUUUACGGUGGAGUUUGGCCUAUGCAAACAAGAAGGGCAGCUGCGAGCGUAUGGAGCAGGUCUGCUGUCAUCAAUCAGUGAACUUAAGCAUGCACUGUCUGGCAAUGCAAGGAUAAUGCCUUUCGACCCCAAAGUUACAUCCAAACAGGAAUGCAUCAUCACAACAUUUCAGGAUGUCUACUUUGUGUCAGACAGCUUUGAGGAGGCCAAAGUCAAGAUGAGGGAGUUUGCCAAGACCAUCAAGCGCCCCUUCACAGUCCGGUACAACCCUUACACCCAGAGUGUGGACGUGCUUAAAGACACUCCCAGCAUCAACAGUGUCGUGGAAGAGCUUCGACAUGAGCUUGACAUCGUCGGUGAUGCGCUCAGUCGGCUCAACAAGCAGCUGGGUGUCUGACUUUCCACAGAAAAACAUUUCACCUGAAGUCUAGCACUGCUUGUGUGUCGUCCCCCAGCUCUAGAAAUCCUGCUUUUAGGUCACCCUUUGUCAGUACAACGAAUGUGCCCUGCUUUCAGAGGAAUGCUUUGUUGUCCCUACUGCAUGAUACGUGGCUUUUACAAUUAACCCAUUAUGGCGAAUUAUGUUCAGCCACUGAUAUCAUUAAUUUGCACAAACCUGAACAGCUGCUUAAUCCAAGACACUGGUUUUCUUCAGUUGUCUGAAUUGGUUUCACUGCAGAGAUUCCAUGUGCUUUAAUGGUACUUCAGUAUCUUUUUAAAGCAUUUCCUGCUGUUACAAACAUACAUGUUGUCUCCUCUUCUUAUUGUUAACUUUUCUGUUGUAUAUGAUCAUGUGAAAUAUUUUUGUAAUUCAUUUCAUUAUUAUUCUUCACAUUUAAUCUUCCUCACCUCAGUGAUAUGUAUAAAAAAUAUAUGUUGUUUGUAUUCUUUUGGUGUAUGUAUCAUAUUACUUUUUGUGUGCUGCUGAUGGAAAGUAUGAAGGUUAAAAAGUGGUUGUAUAAGAAUGGUUUCAUGACUGAUAACAAUAAAUUUGUCUCAUGUAUCCUGAUCUAAUUUAAUUUAAUGUGAUUAUUUAAAUACCUAAUAUUGAAGUGAUUAUUCAGUACAUUGUAGUACUCCUGAAAUUAAAACAAUAUUUUUCUACUGUAAAGAAAAUAUAAAUAUAAGGAGUAGACUAUGUAUCAAUCUAAGAAAAAGAAUAUACAAAAUAAAAUGUUUAUUGUGUCUUCA
Messenger RNA from Sphaeramia orbicularis (orbiculate cardinalfish), 2341 nucleotides. It is a transcript of the gene tph1a, whose product is annotated as tryptophan hydroxylase 1 (tryptophan 5-monooxygenase) a. Gene Ontology annotation, biological process: aromatic amino acid metabolic process; serotonin biosynthetic process. The coding region runs from base 102 to 1547 and encodes 481 amino acids. Lineage: Eukaryota; Metazoa; Chordata; Actinopteri; Kurtiformes; Apogonidae. Gene Ontology annotation, molecular function: tryptophan 5-monooxygenase activity; iron ion binding. The record is from RefSeq and is a predicted model, not a curated record. Gene Ontology annotation, cellular component: neuron projection. The transcript has 11 exons.